GGUGCUUCUCUGCGCGCGCCGGCUUUUCCUUUUUUCAAAGAUUAUUUUUGCCAUUUUAGAUCUUUCGACGAGACCCAAGCAGCCGGCCAAGGAUCCAGCCACAAAAUCAAUCAGGGGUCAGUUGUUGAGUGUUGUCGUCUUGCCUCGGCAGCUAGCUCUGGAGCCAGACAGACGUGGAUAUCUAUCUUUGACGGUCAGUUGUGUCCUUGCUUCUGCUUUGGACUACUAGAGUGUGUCUGUGACGAUCAAGCUGAGACUGUCUAACUAACUGGCUUCAAGAAGUCGGUCAAGUGUAGUGUCGGGCUAGUACUGUAGAGCCGCAACGUUGGGUUGCGCGUUUUCGGUGAUUCUGUGGUAGAAAAUCCUUAUGAGCAAUCCAAGCAACGCCAAAAGCAAGCGCAAACGUAAAUCGGCAACCAGCAAGAGCAGCAAUAACAUGUGGAGUUCAUCGUCAAAGAAGAAGCGUGGAUCUUCGACCACCAGCUCCUCGGGACUGAACACGGACAAUGCUGAAAAACUCUUUCAAGAGAUUGCUGAUGAAGACGAUGAUCAAGUGGCGGGAAUGGAAGGAAUUUCCCAACUGUGCGAAAAAUUGGAUAUUGAUCCUCUGGAGGAUCUACGCGUCUUGGUCUUGUUGUGGAAAAUGGGCGCCAACGAAAAACCGGCUCAGAUUUCCAAGCAAGAAUGGAUGCAAGGGUGUGCCAAAUUGAAUGUCGAUUCCAUUGCCAAAUUCCAAAACAUUCUGCCCUCGUUGGACACGGGCUUUCUAGAUCAAACAGAAUUCAAAGAUUUCUACAAAUUCUGCUUUCAAUUCAAUCGACAAGGGACACACCGUACAUUGGACAAGGAAUUGGUCGUCGCAUUGAUCAAAAUGGUCUUGAAGGAGCGAAUUCCCAAGGACCGAUUGGAUAGCUUUUGUGACUUUGUCGAAUCACAGGAAUCCUACACACGAAUUACGCUGGAUCAGUGGACAUCCUUUCUGGACUUUUGCUACGAAUGUGAGGACCUGAGUUCUUACGAUGAAUCUACAUCUGCCUGGCCCGUCCUCAUUGACGAGUAUGUCGAAUUUAUGGAGGAACGAGCGAAAAACAAGAAGUAGACUAGAAGCAAAAUUAUUGUUUGCUGGCCGUUUAAACACUUGGAUUGUUUGCUUCCCUUAUUGGUUGUAACGAACGGUCAGUAGGACAAAAGGAUAAUAAUAGAAAUCGCGAUUGUGUACAAGUACGCCAGCUUGGGCAAAUCUUCACUC
Molecule: messenger RNA, 1249 nt
Organism: Seminavis robusta
Lineage: Eukaryota; Bacillariophyta; Bacillariophyceae; Naviculales; Naviculaceae
Source: the annotation of a GenBank genome assembly